AUGUCUUUGUCCGCACCACUAUUUUGUGCGUCCUUGUCACCUGGUUACAUGAAUAAUUUCACGAAGAUUUGCAAGAGCUCAGUGAUGGAAAGCAUGUGCAAAGUGCCAUUGUUAUGGAAUGCGAAUGGAUACAUUGAGGUGAUCCAACAGGAUGAUAUAUCACAAGAUGAAGCUGAUAGAGUGAUCAAGUUUUUUGAGGGCACUCUGUCAGAUAUUGACGGUAUAUUUCGUCCUUCAUCACGCUCGUCGAAUGACUUUAGCAGCGAAAGCGAUGGCCAGGAGAAAGCAAUUCUGGAAACAGAAGAGAGUCGUAGGUACGUCAAAAGAAGGAAAGUGUUUGAUUCUUACAUGUCGCAAAUGCAGGAAGAUAAUUCUGUUCAGCACAAAAAUUCAUCGAGUUGUGUACAGUUGGAUAAAGAUGAGAAAACCCAUGUUUGCGACAUAUGUGGGAAAAGAUUUAGUAGAAAGUUUAAUUUAAACACGCACAUAAAAUGUGUUCACAGUGACGAGAAGGAUUAUGUAUGCUCCUUCUGUAAGAGAGCUUUUAACCAUAGUAGUAAUUUAAGAAAACAUAUAAAGACUGUACAUGGUACGGAGAAGAAAUUACCUUGUCCAUUGUGCAAGAAGCCGUUUAAACACGCGGAUGCGUUGAGUAAUCAUAUUAAAGUUAUUCACGGUUUGCAGGAUAACAAAACGUUGGCAGAAUAG
Hydractinia symbiolongicarpus is the source of this 708-nucleotide messenger RNA. Its product is annotated as zinc finger protein 675-like. Gene Ontology annotation, cellular component: nucleus. The coding region runs from base 1 to 708 and encodes 235 amino acids. The transcript has 4 exons. NCBI's taxonomy places the organism in Eukaryota, Metazoa, Cnidaria, Hydrozoa, Anthoathecata, Hydractiniidae. The record is from RefSeq and is a predicted model, not a curated record.